Molecule: messenger RNA, 1044 nt
Organism: Penicillium oxalicum
Lineage: Eukaryota; Fungi; Ascomycota; Eurotiomycetes; Eurotiales; Aspergillaceae
Exons: 4
Coding region: 1-1044 (347 amino acids)
Source: RefSeq, a predicted model, not a curated record
AUGGCAACAAGUCAUCCUUACGAUGUCUAUCAUACCAUCAAUCUUGUGACGCAAUGUCUCUGCAUUCCAAUUGUGUCCAUCUUUGUCGCAUUACGCUUCUACGUUCGGUUUCGAUUUCGACUAAGCCUUGGCGUUGAAGACUCGUACUGUGCCGUCGGGAUCGUCCUGGGAGAAUAUGGCGGUGGCUAUCACUUUGGUGACUUGAGUCACUACAACCAGAUUCAAUUCAAGAAAUUCAGCUACAUCGCUACCAUCCUCUAUUGCCCAAUGGCACUGUCGGUCAAGAUCGCCCUGUUGGCCAUUCUCACGCGCAUUUUUAGCCCCUAUCGCGGCAAAGUCUGGUUCAUCUACAUCCUGCUCGCCUGUCUCUGCACGUACUACACCAUUGCCUUGGUCAUCAAGAUUCGCAUGUGUCACCCGAUACCAUUAUACUGGCUGGGCGAUGAAGAGCAGCUCAAAGGUGCUUGCUUCGACCAACAAGCUGCCUUUUUGGCCGAUUCGGUCAUCAGUGCCGUGAGCGAUCUGAUCAUUUUGGUCUUGCCGUUACCUCUGACAUGGUCAUUGCAAAUGUCGCGGAAUCGUAAACUUCGCGUGAUCGGACUCCUCAGCGCGGGUGGUCUGGCGACGGCAUUCAGCGUCUAUCGCCUGGUCUUGGUGCUCAAAGACGGGAAGUCAAAUGACAUGAGCAUCAUGUUCAUCUGUGUCAUUAUGUCUGGAAAUGCCGAAGCGGGAAUAGGACUCAUCUGCGCCUGUCUUCCCGUCUUGAAUGUCCUCUAUGCCCAUUACCGAAGAGAAACUUCGUCGCAGCGAUACUACGACCAGGGCUCGGAUAUACAAAUGCGUGCUCGCAAAUCUGGAAACAACUCCCACCUAGCGAGCCACCGCACCAAUGUACCCGACUUUGGGAGUCAAACCGAUCAGAGCCACCUCAUUUCCUUUGCGGGAGCACCGGAGGUGGCCAACUCAAUCUACGAAGAAGACGGGAUCAGGAAAACGGUCGCCAUGUCACAGACCGUUGAGAACGCGGCCAGUGGAAGCCGAUGA